GGGCUGCAAAAAGAGAGAAAGAAAACAGCAGGAACCACAACAAAACGCCAGCAGGGCGGGCGGGCGCGCAGCAGCAGCGGGGCGGCCGAGGCAGUAACGGCGGCAGCGGCGGCAGCGGCGGAGGCAGCGGCCGGUGCCCGGCUCGGGCUCGGCUCCCGCGACCCCGGGGCGCCCGGUGGGCCCCCCGCCCCCUCCCCCUCCCCCCUUCCCCUUCCCCUUCCCCUCCCAGCGCGCCCGCGCGCCCCUCGGCCCUCGGCGAGCAGCUCGGCUCCCCCCAGCGCUCCCAGGGCCCAAAGAUAUGGCAAUGGUAGUUAGCAGCUGGCGAGAUCCGCAGGACGACGUGGCCGGGGGCAACCCCGGCGGCCCCAACCCCGCAGCGCAGGCGGCCCGCGGCGGCGGCGGCGGCGGCGCCGGCGAGCAGCAGCAGCAGGCGGGCUCGGGCGCUCCGCACACGCCGCAGACCCCGGGCCAGCCUGGAGCGCCCGCCACCCCCGGCACGGCGGGGGACAAGGGCCAGGGCCCGCCCGGUUCGGGCCAGAGCCAGCAGCAUAUCGAGUGCGUGGUGUGCGGGGACAAGUCGAGCGGCAAGCACUACGGCCAAUUCACCUGCGAGGGCUGCAAAAGUUUCUUCAAGAGGAGCGUCCGCAGGAACUUAACUUACACAUGCCGUGCCAACAGGAACUGUCCCAUCGACCAGCACCACCGCAACCAGUGCCAAUACUGCCGCCUCAAGAAGUGCCUCAAAGUGGGCAUGAGGCGGGAAGCGGUUCAGCGAGGAAGAAUGCCUCCAACCCAGCCCAAUCCAGGCCAGUACGCACUCACCAACGGGGACCCCCUCAAUGGCCACUGCUACCUGUCUGGCUACAUCUCGCUGCUGCUGCGCGCCGAACCCUACCCCACGUCGCGCUAUGGCAGCCAGUGCAUGCAGCCCAACAACAUCAUGGGCAUCGAGAACAUCUGCGAGCUGGCCGCGCGCCUGCUCUUCAGCGCCGUCGAGUGGGCCCGCAACAUCCCCUUCUUCCCGGAUCUGCAGAUCACCGACCAGGUGUCCCUACUACGCCUCACCUGGAGCGAGUUGUUCGUGCUCAACGCGGCCCAGUGCUCCAUGCCGCUGCACGUGGCGCCGCUGCUGGCCGCCGCCGGCCUGCACGCCUCGCCCAUGUCCGCCGACCGCGUCGUGGCCUUCAUGGACCACAUCCGCAUCUUUCAGGAGCAGGUGGAGAAGCUCAAGGCUCUGCACGUCGAUUCCGCAGAGUACAGCUGCCUCAAAGCCAUCGUGCUGUUCACGUCAGAUGCCUGUGGCCUGUCGGAUGCCGCCCACAUCGAAAGCCUGCAGGAGAAAUCACAAUGCGCACUGGAGGAAUAUGUGAGGAGCCAGUACCCCAACCAGCCCAGCCGCUUCGGCAAACUGCUGCUGCGACUGCCCUCGCUGCGCACCGUGUCUUCCUCUGUCAUCGAGCAGCUCUUCUUCGUCCGUUUGGUAGGUAAAACCCCUAUUGAAACUCUCAUCCGAGAUAUGUUACUUUCUGGGAGCAGCUUCAACUGGCCUUACAUGUCCAUCCAGUGCUCCUAGACCUUGGGCGCUUCCUGCCUGCCCCUGCCCCCACUAGAAACUCAGAGGACUCAUCCGGGCCAAGGACUCCAACGCCUCGGGGACUCUCCGGGUGUGGAGGACCAGGCAGGCCAGGCAGACCAGGCAGGGGAAGGAAUGCUGGGGACAGGAGCAGCCCACCCUGCAGAAAUGCAACUGGAGCUGCAAACCAGGAGAAAAAGAAACUCUUUUAGGAUCAGAUCUAUAAGCACGUUGCAAAGGAAAGAAAAAAGGAUCUUAUGUCUGGUGAGAAAAUGAAAA
Molecule: messenger RNA, 1852 nt
Organism: Marmota flaviventris (yellow-bellied marmot)
Lineage: Eukaryota; Metazoa; Chordata; Mammalia; Rodentia; Sciuridae
Gene: Nr2f1
Product: nuclear receptor subfamily 2 group F member 1
Biological process (GO): regulation of DNA-templated transcription
Molecular function (GO): DNA-binding transcription factor activity; zinc ion binding; sequence-specific DNA binding
Source: RefSeq, a predicted model, not a curated record